AUGAUUUUCAAAGCGUUGUUCCUCUCGAUUCUGACGGCAGCUCUGGCCCUCCCCUCGGUCGGUGCCUUGUUUCUGCCUGCAGACGUUCAGCUCUGGGCACCACGAGAAGAUAUCGCGCUUCUCACCGGAAGACUCAGUCGAAACAUUCAGAGUGUUGAUGCGUCAGUAUUGGCCCAAUAUGGACUAGACUACCGCAAAGCUGGUCAGCUUACCCAAGGUUUCCACAACCACAUGUUUGGAAACGGUGUCAACCCGCCCACGGCAAUCACUACCACGCACUUCAACAGCUGGUACUUAGACGUGUAUGCAGCGGAACAAAAACGGCUUGCAGCCCAGGCAAAACUUGCAAAAGCUCAGAGGCAGCGUGCAGAGAUGGACAAAGCCCGACAGGAGAAGGCGCGGAACAGGCUAGGUUGGGGACAGUCUAGUGGCGGCAAUUAA
Messenger RNA from Sporisorium graminicola, 441 nucleotides. RefSeq lists its product as uncharacterized. Lineage: Eukaryota; Fungi; Basidiomycota; Ustilaginomycetes; Ustilaginales; Ustilaginaceae. The record is from RefSeq and is a predicted model, not a curated record. The transcript is spliced from 3 exons. The coding region runs from base 1 to 441 and encodes 146 amino acids.